AUGAAGCCCUAUCAUACCAUGCUACGUCAGCUGCGAACACAGUCAGCUCGACCAAAGCAGUCCUUUUUGAAAGUAGCAUUUACUACCCAACCGACAAGGUGCUACAGCUUUUCGGCAGAAUCUGCUUUGCAUCCAACUAUUCCGAAAAUUGAUGUCUCAAAGCUAACGGUCGAAAAAAAUACGAAUCCUAACCCUCUUCCACCUCACAAUGAAUUGGUUUUCGGUCACGUUUUCACUGAUCACAUGCUCUCUAUCGAGUGGAACGAAGAGACAGGCUGGCUCUCGCCACGCAUAACUCCCUACCAAAAAUUACAGAUAGACCCUGCGGCCUGUGUACUUCACUACGCAUCGGAAUGUUUCGAAGGCAUGAAAGCCUAUCGAGAUAGUUCUAAUCGGAUCAGGCUCUUUCGACCUACCAUGAACAUGGCGCGGAUGAAUCGCUCGACUGCUCGAAUUGCCCUUCCGGCCUUCGAAUCGGCACAGAUGAUUGAAUUAAUUUCUAAACUGGUCAUGCUCGAGGCGCAUAAAAUCCCUGAUGCUAAAGGAUACUCUUUAUACCUUCGUCCAACCAUGAUUGGCACUCACAAAACUUUGGGGGUAGGAAAACCUAAAUCUGCCUUAUUUUAUGUAAUUGCUUGUCCCGUCGGUCCAUAUUACCCCACAGGCUUUAAGGCCAUUUCACUAGAAGCCACAAGCUAUGCUGUCCGUGCCUGGCCCGGUGGUGCAGGUAAUAGAAAGCUCGGUGCCAACUACGCUCCGUGUAUCGUGCCCCAAAUGGAGGCUGCCAAGCGUGGCUUCCAUCAAAACCUCUGGCUUUUUGGCGAAGACGAAUACAUCACCGAAGCAGGCACAAUGAACCUUUUUGUGGUAUUGAAAGAUAAAAAGACGGGUCAGAAGGAAAUCUGCACUGCGCCACUUGAUGGAACUAUACUCGAAGGAAUCACUCGUGACUCAAUACUCUCCCUCGCUCAUGAAAAGCUUGCUCCAAAUGGCUGGAAAGUCUCGGAACGAAAGGUUGCUAUGCGAGAACUCCACGAGGCUUCAAAGGAGGGGCGACUUCUUGAGGUAUUUGGCUCUGGAACAGCUGCGGUGGUAUGCCCAGUGCGGACUAUUGGCUGGAGAGAACAUAUUGUCGAUUGUGGUCUAAAACAGGAUCAGGAAGCUGGAAAGGUGGCCAGCAACAUGUUAAAAUGGAUUAAUUCCCGACAGUAUGGGGAGGAGGAGCAUGAGUGGAGCUACAUCAUUCCAGGUCAAUGA
Molecule: messenger RNA, 1257 nt
Organism: Blumeria graminis f. sp. triticale
Lineage: Eukaryota; Fungi; Ascomycota; Leotiomycetes; Helotiales; Erysiphaceae
Source: the annotation of a GenBank genome assembly